Aedes albopictus (Asian tiger mosquito) is the source of this 2088-nucleotide messenger RNA. RefSeq lists its product as uncharacterized. Gene Ontology annotation, molecular function: zinc ion binding; nucleic acid binding. NCBI's taxonomy places the organism in Eukaryota, Metazoa, Arthropoda, Insecta, Diptera, Culicidae. The record is from RefSeq and is a predicted model, not a curated record. The transcript has a single exon. Bases 1 to 2088 code for a protein of 695 amino acids.
AUGGAAUCGUCGUCGGCACUUUCGGACCUCGCAGAUGUCUUCGAGAAGCACAUUGGUGUGCUUGACAAAUUGGAGGGACCGGAUGAUCACUGGAAUUCCUUUUUGGUCGAAUUUCUCAGUAGCAAGCUCGAUUCCGCAUCACAAAAGGAAUGGGAAAAUCAAUUACCCGACAAUCAGCGACCAACUUACAAGGAUUUGGUUGCGUUCAUCCACAGGCGUUCCCGUGUUCUCCAAUCUUUGAUGCUCUCCCAAUCUUCGCACACCACCAGCAAACCAGAACCACGAUCCCCUCGAGUUCAUGUGUCAUCUCACUCGGCUCUCACUACUGAGAGCUCCAAAGCUUGCAUUGCGUGCCACAAAGGUUCUCACUUUCUCUCGUCGUGUGACGAGUUUCUGAAGCUUUCACCGAAAAAGCGUUUCAAUGUGGCCAAAAAGUACGGGUUGUGUUUGAAUUGCCUGCGGUCCUCGCAUUUGGUCAAGGACUGUCCAUCUGGGAGCUGUAGAACGUGCAACAAGCGCCAUCACACUUUGUUGCAUAUCAAUGCUUCCACCACGUUGGCUGUUCAGGUUGACAGUCAGUCCAAUCCACCCCCGCAACCCCAACAUGCUUCACAAUCGGCUCCGGUCGUCGAGUCGUCUUCGUCGGUUCGAGCGUGCACUGCCGAUCAGUCGCGCGUAGUCGCUCGGGAAAUGAGACCCGGUUCGUCGCCGUCGGGAGGCCAAACCAAGUCGUUCGCUUCUCCCCCGUCGGUUACAUCGUCAGGCUCCGCUCAUGGGUCUUCGCCGGUGAUGAGCUGCUCAGCAGUCACCCCCUCGUCCACAUUCGCUAAACGGAUGAACUCUACGAUCUUCAUGCUCACAGCCUACGUUAGGGUUCGUGACAUUGAUGGAAACUACUCGUUAGCUCGCGCUCUUUUGGAUUCAGCAUCCGAGCGAAACUUUGUGACCGAAAAUCUCGCUCAACGAUUGCGGCUCAAGCGAGAGAAAUCAGACGUCGAUGUGUACGGAAUUGGCAACAGCGUACAGCAUGUCUCUCAAUCGGUUUCGGUCAACCUGUCAUCUCGAGUAGGUUCUUUUAGCGCUAGCAUCGACUUCCUAGUGCUUCCCAGCUUGACCCGAAUCUUGCCCUCCACAAACGUGGACAUUUCGAACUGGAUAAUACCUCGAAACCUCCCAUUAGCAGGUCCCAAAUUUAACGUCCCCCACGGCAUUGAUAUGAUUAUUGGCAUACAAUGGUUCUUCACACUAUUGGAAGAUGAUAAAAUCUCUUUGGGUCCCCAGCUCCCUAUACUACGCAAAACAGUAUUUGGAUACGCUGUAGCUGGUGAUCAUGCGACCACCGAGCCAAUCAAAACGGUCGUGUGUAAUGCAGCACUCACGAUUGACAAGCUGACUGCCGCAGUGCAAAGAUUCUGGGAGGUAGAAAGUUUUGAGGAAGGGAAAGCAUUGUCGCUGGAGGAACAGUAUUGCGAAGACCAUUUUCGAAGCACCCACACAAGAGCCCCUGACGGUCGGUACGUUGUUCGGUUACCGAUUCGUGAUGAAAUGUUGUCGGAACUCGGAGAGUCGUUACCAGUCGCGCAUCGAAGGUUCCAAGCAAUGGAGAGAAAAUUUCUCACCAAUACAAGGCUGCAUAAUGACUACAGUCAGUUCAUGGAAGAGUAUGAGUCGCUCGGACACAUGGAAGUGGUCGAACCCGAUCUGUCCACUCCACACUUCUUCCUCCCGCACCAUGCGAUCAUUCGACCGGACAGCACGACGACCAAGACCCGAGUCGUUUUUGAUGGGUCGUGUCGGUCUGCAAACAAUCUCUCGCUCAACGAUAUUUGCUACGUAGGUCCAACUGUUCAACCACCCCUUCUCGCAACGAGUAUGAAUUUUCGCAUGACCAAGUACGUCAUCACCGCCGACGCCGAAAAAAUGUACAGGCAGACCUGGGUACACGACUCCGAUCGUGCUCUGCAGCAAAUUGUGUGGAGAAAGUAUCAGAGCCAAGAGCUGAGAGCCUACCAACCAACUCAACACUGUGACCUACGGUACAGCAUGUGCGCCGUUUCUCGCAACUCGCGUUUUGAACCAACUUGCUGA